UUGUGCUUUUUUGACAAACGUAAACCAAAAACGUAUUUCUACAAAAAUAAUCAAAACAAAGCAAAAACAGUGAUUUUUCAAAUUGCAAUGAAUAACUUAUUAUUGUUAUCGUCUGAUAUUAAAUAAGAAACACGAUAAUGGCUUCGGUAAAAGUAGCAGUACGUGUGAGACCCUUUAACCAAAGGGAAAUUGAUAUGGAUGCUCAAUUAAUUAUUCAAAUGAGAGGAAAAACCACUGGUAUUCUAAAUAGCAAGGCAAAUGCAAGAGAUGAAAGCAUCCGGUACAAAGAGUUCACCUUUGACCACUCAUAUUGGUCUCACAAUGAUAAAACUGACUAUUAUGCCUCUCAAGAAACCGUUUACAAAGACUUAGGCACUGAAGUUGUUGACUGUGCCUUUGAGGGAUACAAUGCUUGUGUCUUUGCUUAUGGCCAAACUGGAAGUGGAAAGACGUUUACUAUGAUGGGCUCUCCAGACAAUCAAGGUCUUAUACCAAGAAUCUGUAAAGCCCUGUUUGAUCGGAUGACGGAAAAUUCAAAAAGAGGAACAACACACAGAGUGCAAGUCAGCUAUUUGGAAAUUUAUCAAGAGCGAGUGGCCGACUUGCUUUUAGACAAACGGCAGAAAGACGGAGGAACCCUCAAGGUUAGAGAACAUCCCAAAAAGGGCCCUUAUGUUCAAGGUUUAACUACUUGCUGGGUAACCAAUUAUGGACACAUUCAAGACUGUAUGGCUAGGGGCAAUUCUCAUAGAACGACAGCAUCAACAAAUAUGAACGAUGUAAGCAGUCGAAGCCACGCUAUUUUUACGAUAACUUUUGUGCAGGCAAGCUAUUGUGAUGGGGUGCCUAGUGAGACUGUUUCCAAGAUUCAUUUGGUGGAUUUGGCUGGAAGUGAAAGAGCGGAUUCAACUGGUGCUACUGGACAAAGAUUAAAAGAAGGGGCUCAUAUCAACAAAUCACUUGUAACUUUAGGCUCAGUGAUAUCUGCUUUGGCAGAAAUUAGUACCUUGGACCCAAAAGAACAGAACGGGCAAAAAAAGACUCACUUUAUUCCUUACCGAGACUCAGUACUAACCUGGUUGCUUAAAGAUAGUUUAGGCGGCAAUUCUAAAACUAUUAUGAUAGCCGCCAUCAGUCCUGCAGAUUGUAACUAUGGCGAAACGUUAAGUACGCUUCGUUACGCAAACAGAGCUAAAAACAUAAUCAACAAACCCACGAUCAACGAGGAUUCAAAUGUGAAAUUGAUCAGGGAACUCAGGAAUGAAAUUAGUAAAUUGAAAGCUCUUAUGUUUUGUGAGCAGCGAUCCGAUAUGCUCGCGCAACAGAUACAUGAAAAGGAAACGCGGGAAAAGGAACUGACAGAGGAAUGGACGGGGAAAUGGAGGGAAGCACAAGCGAUCCUGAGGGAACAAACUGCAUUGGGACUAAGAAAAUCUGGAGCUGGUGUAGUUUUGGAUUCUGAUAGACCUCAUUUGGUGGCUAUAGACGAUGAUCCUUUAUCUACAGGAGUCACUUUAUAUCAUUUAAAGGAAGGUACUACGACUAUAGGCUCAGGAGACUCCGAUACUAGGCAAGAUAUUGAGCUAAGAGGUGCUGGAAUGGAAACAGAACAUUGUACCAUAACUUUUAUAAACGGUACUGCAACACUUACUCCUAAACCUGGUGCCUAUGUCAUGUUGAACAAUCAAAUGGUAGAAUGCCCAGCCAAACUGUCCCAGGGGUGCAUUAUAUUUUUAGGAAAAGCUCAUGUUUUUAGAUUUAAUGAUCCAGCUGAAGCAGCCGAACUUAGGAAAAGUGAAAAAGCUCCCAAUUUAUCCAGACUUAGCCUCCUUAGCUGGUCCACGCCAGAUUUAGCAGUCUCAAUGGAAAAUUUACAAAGCGCGGAAGAGGACAAAUCGGGCAUAGAAAUUCAGAAACAGACCCUCGAAAAAGAAAAAGAGCAAUUCGAAAAGGAACAGGAGCAGUUCGAAAAAAAUAAAGAGGAUUUUGAAAAGCGAAAACGCCGUCUGGAGGAGGCACAGGCUCAAUUAGAGAGUGAAAAACGGUUGGUUCAAAAAGAGCAUGCCGAACAGACAAAACAAUUGCAUGAUGAUUGGCGUCAGCUGAAUAAUCAACAAAACGAAAAGGAGUUGGAGUUGCGCCGAAAGGAACAAGAUUUGAUCAUGCAAAGAAACCAGUUGGAAAAAGAUAGAUUGAAAAUGUUAGGAGAGAUAAACCAAGACUGUGACAACUUGCAACAAAUGCGCUGUGAUUUUUUAUCCAAGUUUACAAAAAUGUGCAAUUUAGUUUCUUCGAAUGCUAACGAUAUUAUUUUUCCUGACCCCCAGUCCAAAAUUAUGUUUCAGGAACUGACAGCAAAAUCUCAAAUGACUCCACUAUCUGACUCCGAAUCGGACAGCCUGGUAGAAAUACUAAACAACAUUAGAGCCCCGGAUGUAAUUCAGAAACUUGUUAACGAACACAGAAAAGAAUUGGCGGAAUUACAAGCUGAACUGAAUAGACGAGUCCAAGCUCUUUGUGACCGUCAAAAAAGUAUGGAAGAAAUCGAUCAAAAGUUAAUUGGUUUAGUGAACGAUCAAGAAAGUCUAAGUAGCGAGAAAACUAGUAGUGAUAGCAGCCAUAGCGAUUUGCAACAACUUAAAAACAGUUUGGCCAAUAGAACUAAUGAAGAACUGUUGAAUAUUGAGCAGAAAAAGCUCGGCUUGACUCUCAAUCUAAAACGUAUAAACUCAGUCGAACCGUCCAAUAAUCCCUUAUCAGCCGACAACGAUGUUAAUACCACCUCACUGAGCAGCGCAACUUACCAUACAGCGCCAAACAGCUGCGGCUCACCCACGUUAGAUGGCGUACCUGUAGUCGGAAGUGGUGUCCCAGUAGAUCCUUUAAUGUGUGACAGUGGUGUGGAAUUGAGACCGCCCUCUAUCGGACGAUGCCAGGAUGAGAGUUGUGAUGAUUUGAGCAGCAAUGAGGGCGUUAUCAGCGAUUCCCAAUCAACGAGUUCCAUCGAAAAUCGUUCACCGGUAACAAAGAAAAACCGCAGGAGGGACGCGGAAGCGCUUAGAAGAUUAUCUCACAGGAUUGCACAAGUAAAGAACUCAAUAGUGCGAAACUUGGAUGGACAAGUGCCUAAGGAUCAUCUGGAUAAGCAAAUUGCGAACCUUCAAGAGCUUCAACGUCAAUAUAUGAAUUUGAAGUACGGUUGUCAUUCAAUGUUAGCUCCGGCACCCGAACAUCCUCUGCAAGAUAUGGACAGUCCAAGUCCCAUUAAACCCCUUCAUUCUGGAUCUACUAGUGCCUUAUAUACGUCAUCUCUACAAAUACAAAAUCAGAGUCUACCCUUAUAUAACCAGUAUAUGUACCGAUCUAUGCCUUCCAUAGCAAUAAGUGACGUGAAUUGUGAAUCCAUAAUCAACAUAAGUGGUUACCAUUUAAGAGGAGCAGGAACAAAGACUCAUUACGAAUAUGAAGUUAGAAUUUGGACUGUAGAUGACCGAUGGACAAUUUUGAGGAGAUACACUCGUUUUAGGGACCUUCAUAUUGCUAUGAAGGCUAGAUACAAAGAAAAGGUUGCUGCAAUAUCUUUUCCAUCAAAAACCUUAUUUGCCAAUACGGAAGCAGUGGCGCAGUCCAGAAAGCGUCAGCUAGAAUUGUAUUUGCAGAGAUUAAUAGAGACGUGUAAAACUCUGCCGUCAUGUCCGUUGGCGUAUGGCGGUCCAAUCACGAAAACGACCCUUCUUACCUUUUCACCCUUUUUCAGAAAAGGGGUGUUUGAAAAUGGCAAGUAUGGCACAUCAUGAUGGCUCUUUUUCGUUUUAGGGUCUUAAAAAGAUUUGCUUUAAAUUAUUAAGUAGCGGUUUUCUUUAGUUAGUGUUAAGCGGAUCUUAUUUGUUUAAAUUACUGGUUACUUAGUGGCCUUAGUAUUUUGUUGGACAUAUUGUUAUUAUGGAAAUACGGAAUUUCUUUUCCUUGCGUCACGAUUUCUAUUCUAUAUUUUUAAUUUAUAUUAGUAUUAGUUUUGUUAACUGUUGUCUCAUUUUAACGAAACCUAGUGCAAUGAAGACUACAUCUAAACCUGAUAACUUUACAGUUACCUCGAUUAACUCCAAAAAAAAGCUUUAGAUUUUCGGGUCAGUUUUUAAAAAAAUUGACUUUUUAUACAUCAGCUAUGUUUUAAUAGUUAUGACUAAUAAAUGUCUCUAAAAAAAAAUUGUGAUAAGUGAUAGUGUUUAAGAUUAGUCGUUUUUUUUUAACUUUGAUUUGUAUAUUAGAUUUGUUGUAAAAAAAUUUAUUGUUAAACCGAAUUUAAUUAUAUUUUUAUUAUCCUUA
This is a messenger RNA of Anthonomus grandis grandis, 4326 nucleotides long. RefSeq names its product kinesin-like protein Klp98A (gene Klp98A). Gene Ontology annotation, molecular function: phosphatidylinositol binding; microtubule binding; microtubule motor activity. The record is from RefSeq and is a predicted model, not a curated record. Bases 138 to 3797 code for a protein of 1219 amino acids. Gene Ontology annotation, biological process: microtubule-based movement. NCBI's taxonomy places the organism in Eukaryota, Metazoa, Arthropoda, Insecta, Coleoptera, Curculionidae. The transcript is spliced from 22 exons.